Caenorhabditis briggsae is the source of this 909-nucleotide messenger RNA. It is a transcript of the gene Cbr-col-65, whose product is annotated as Protein CBR-COL-65. Gene Ontology annotation, molecular function: structural constituent of cuticle. The transcript has 3 exons. The record is from RefSeq and is a predicted model, not a curated record. Bases 1 to 909 code for a protein of 302 amino acids. NCBI's taxonomy places the organism in Eukaryota, Metazoa, Nematoda, Chromadorea, Rhabditida, Rhabditidae.
AUGGCCCGUUUCGUGGCCGGCGCGCUUUCCGCCGUUUCUGGCAUCGUCAUUUUGGGAUCCCUUGUGAUCGCUGGUGUCCUUUUCAAUGACAUCAACACCCUUUAUUUCGAUGUCAUGGAUGAUAUGCAUGAGUUUAAGCUCCUCGCCGACGACGCCUGGAACAAGAUGAUCAUGACCCAACAGAAUGCACCAGAAAACACCUUGGAGUCCUUGUUCAAGCGUGGAAAGAGACAGGCCGGAGGAUCAUGCAACUGUGGACCACAGCCAAGCAACUGUCCAGCUGGACCAGCUGGGCCACCAGGAGAGCCAGGAGCACCAGGAGACGACGGAGCUCCAGGACAAGCUGGAUCCAACGGUCACGACGGAAUCCCAUCCCCAAUCGACCCAUACGCACAACAUGAAUGCAUCAAGUGCCCAGCCGGAGCUCCAGGACCACAAGGACCAGAUGGACCAGCCGGACCAGCAGGACCAGACGGUCAACCAGGACAAGACGGAGCCUCAGGACAAGACGGUGCUCCAGGAGCCCCAGGAGCCCAAGGAGAUGCCGGCGCAGCAGGACAAAACGGAGAGAAUGGAGCACCAGGAGCUCCAGGAAAGAAUGGACAACGCGGACAAGGAGCCCCAGGACCACAGGGACCAGAAGGACCAGUCGGACCAGCUGGACAAGAUGGAGCCAAGGGAGAAGAUGGAGCUCCAGGAGCACAAGGAUCUGAGGGAAUCGCUGGAGCACCUGGAAAGGAUGGAGAGGCUGGACCAGAUGGAGUUGCUGGAGAGAAUGGAGUUGAAGGAGCACCGGGAACUGAUGCAGCAUACUGUCCAUGCCCACCAAGAACUGUUGGAUAUGGAGAGGUUGAGCAACCACAGGCCGAGCAGAGUGGAUAUAGAAGACGUGCUUCUAGAAGACUUUAG